Symbiodinium sp. CCMP2592 is the source of this 453-nucleotide messenger RNA. The record is from the annotation of a GenBank genome assembly. NCBI's taxonomy places the organism in Eukaryota, Dinophyceae, Suessiales, Symbiodiniaceae.
AUGGAGGUGAGGUUCAGGCACCAGUCUCCAUGGAGGAGAAGGCCGGUGGCAUUGGAGAAAGCCCUCUUGAGAUCGAGUUCGAGGGUGCCGCUUGAAGUCCCGGCUGGCGAGAAGCAGGACGUCCUUGAGGGUGUGCGUCUUGUGGAGACGCCGCUAAAGAAGUUGAAGGAGCUCUGCGACCAGCUUGGUCUUUCACGAAGUGGAGGAAAAGAGAAGGUCUUGGCAAGGCUGAGGCAACAAAGAAAAGUCCUUGAGAAGAGGAUGACCGCCGAGGUUGCCAAGAAGAUGUACCUGGAAGGUGCCGAGAUGCAGACAUGCCUCGCAUCCCAAUCCUUCCUUCGGCUAAGCAACAGGAGCUGCACAGCAUCACGCAUCAUCCUUUGGUGCGAACACUGCGUGGUGGGCCGAAGCAAGCAGUCGCCCCACGCACAAGGGCAGCAAGAUGUCGAGUAG